AUGGUGCUGGUGAGGGAGGAUCCUGCGACGCGCGAGUCGAACGCACCGUGUUCAGGUGUUUUGGACUCGAACGGACCUCAAGUGCUUGGUGCAAGCAGCACUGAGCUGUUUGCGGCAACGCUGUCGGUGCACUCGCCGGGCGGCACGAGCAGCAGCGGUGCGGUAGUCGCUGUGUCACCUUCGAGUACGGGUGCUGAAGCUGGACACGACACUUUGGGUGCACCCAGCGACUCGCAGGCGAAUGUUACCGCAGAAGCGUUGAGCUUCGUGAGGCGCAGCAGGCGACGCGGAGGGCGCGCCCGGAAGAAACCGCUCUGGAGAAAACAAGAUAGCGCGGCUGUUGCAGCAGACGCCUCGGGAACGACGGCUACCGAGUCGCUCACCGGCCUGGCUGCACCUCCGAAAACGUCAGACUCGGCGGAGACGGUAUGGCGACCGCCGCCGCUUUCGAAACGAGAACGCUCGGAAAACGUCUUUUUCAGUGCCUUGAACGAGAUCCGUAACGCAGAGAACGGCGCAUUCCUGUUUCUGGAUGUAUCCCAUUGCGGUGUAUCGAACCGCAAAGCGAAGACGUUGGGCAUGGCUAUCAGGGAGGCCGCUCGCAAGCGACGACUCGGUGGUAUCGCUCUGGACAUGGGACGAAACCCGCUAAACGCCAGCGCAUUGGAAGCGUUCGUGGAGGCGCUUCUCGGAGCGGACGGUUCCCCGCUGCCUACCCAGGAACUGGAUGGGCUCUUCACGGUUCUCGAUUUUUCAGAAUGCGACUUGUACGACAAUCUGGAGAAGGGCGAUGGCGACGAGUCUCGCCAUUUGGUAGCGAGGCCUCUCCUGCGUCUGCUGCGCUCACCGGCCUGCAGCGUCCUGGCACACUGCGUUCUCGAUGGCUCUCGCGGGCUCAGUGAGGAGAGCGCAGUGUUUCUCCUCACUGCGUUGGCUGAAAAGCCGCUGGCGACUGACGCACGCGCUGGAGCAGACACGCUGACCCGUGCACCCGGCGACACGAGUGCCCUGGGCACCAGCACCGCUGCUGGGGCAGCGCCACGCAGACACGGCAGCACGGCUGCUGCGCCAUCAACUCCGCGUCAUAUUCUCCAGAUUCACAACAUCUAUCCGGAGAGCACGAUUCGUGCGCUCUGGGAAACAGCACGACGUUUGGAAAAUGGAGCAGGCACCGAUGAUGCUGCGAGGCAUGAAGAGCGCUCCUCUGCGGCAGCCGGUCGAACGUGUCUGAAAAUGUCCCUGGAGGAGAGUCGACUCGUGCUGACACUCGGUGACGGCACCUGGGCGAUUUAUACGGAUGUUCCGCAUCUGGACGCGGCCGUUGAGGAGGCAGGUGACAACGCGAUACUCGGAGACGCUGAACAGAGGUGCCGACUGACCGCGGACCCCGGUCGGCGACACCAGUCGUCGCCUCGUGCUGCAACUGGCGACAGCAGCGCAGCCUCGAGUCCGCAACGCCCAGCUUUGAGCAACCGAACGCAAAGCACCCCAGCAGCCGAUACCGAAAAGCAACCGACAUCUACGCUUGAUGCACUGGUGCUCGACGCUGCUGCAUCGGGCGACGGGAACGAGACCACCACCGAGGCAGCGAUGCUUGCCUGCACCCCAAGAGGCAACGAAGAUACCCCUGAUGACGCUGAUGGAUACGACUUUUACCAGCUCUUUGAGGCGCUGGAGCAAAUCCAGGACACAGAUCGCGACGGCGCUGCGCGUUCCGAAGUGAACGACUACCUGGAGAGUCUCCUGCAUGGAUUGGAUCGCCUGCUGGGACUGGAUGCCAAUCAUUUCUCGGGACUAGCGCUGGAGACUCCGUUCUCGCCCGUGGCGUCUGGUGCAGCGGUUGCCGAUAGGUCAAUGUCGUGGUCGCCGUCGCGUCCACCUGACGAUGGCAACGACGACGAUGUCGGCAAGUCGAUGCGUACCACUGAUGCGAGAGGCCCAAACCUGGUAUCCGGGUCGUCAAUGGAGAACCUGCCCACAUCUCUUGAACCGUCGUCCCUGUGCGCUCUUCCAGAGCAGUCCUAUGAUCCGGAGGUUUCCAGUCAGGGUCUUCCGCUCCUUCUGCGCGUUCUGGUUGCGAACCUGACCGUGCUAGAGCGGGGCAUCUGGGCGCUUCCGGAGCCGGCACCACGAGAGAAUCAAGCAGGGCUCUGGAUUGAGCGACCCGUAUCCCUGGCGCGCUACAGGUACCUCUGUGUCUUGCAGCGGCUUGUUCAAGCACGUCGAGCUGCUAUCGAUAGCGCCCUCGCGUCCACUAGCGCGCUUUCGCUCGUCAUGAUGAUGUUUCUGGAUCAUCCUUGGUCCAACUGUGUCCACGCGGUGCUGCUAUCGAUCGUCGAACAAGUUUCAGAUGCGGCUCGGUGGUCGCCAAACGAGCACACGAACGCUGCAGAUACGACGCCUGGGCGCCAACUCUGCAGUCAACUUUGGUUUGGCGAGGCGAUAGCAGGGCAAUCAGAAGCAUCGCAGCAAGUGUCGAGUUCUGGGUCGCAUGCGGCGUCCGAGUCCACGGAGUUGGCCCGGUGUUCUGUCCUCGAAGCGAUCUAUCGCGGGGUCUGUGCUGAUUUUGAGUGGUAUCAGCGUCAGCUGCUUCAGCAGCGAAAACCAUCAGAGGCAGUUUCGGAGCCGGGGCAGCUCUGGGAGCGGCGGAAACAGGGAACUCACUUGGCAAGUCUGCCGUAUCUGGCCCGUUGUUUGGAAUGUGCUGAAACGCUGGCGCAGCAAGAUCCUGGAUUCGCAAAACGACUCGAGGCUGACGCGAACUACCAACAGCUCUUAGCGUUCCAGGACGGCAGGGCAGUCACCUACCUUCGCCGUAUCGCCGCUGGACGGCAACAGGAGCUGUGUGGACCCAGACCAGAGCGGAAUCGCUCUGUCGACGGUAGUGAGCGAUUUGGAUCAUCUGUUUUCAUCGAUUGGUCGUCGCUUCUGAACGUGCUCAGGCGAGGUCAUUACGUAUCGUAG
This is a messenger RNA of Cyanidioschyzon merolae strain 10D, 2964 nucleotides long. RefSeq lists its product as hypothetical. The coding region runs from base 1 to 2964 and encodes 987 amino acids. The transcript has a single exon. The record is from RefSeq and is a predicted model, not a curated record. Lineage: Eukaryota; Rhodophyta; Bangiophyceae; Cyanidiales; Cyanidiaceae.